Myxocyprinus asiaticus (Chinese sucker) is the source of this 4682-nucleotide messenger RNA. Its product is annotated as solute carrier family 22 member 13. Gene Ontology annotation, biological process: transmembrane transport. Bases 377 to 1990 code for a protein of 537 amino acids. NCBI's taxonomy places the organism in Eukaryota, Metazoa, Chordata, Actinopteri, Cypriniformes, Catostomidae. Gene Ontology annotation, molecular function: transmembrane transporter activity. The record is from RefSeq and is a predicted model, not a curated record. The transcript has 10 exons. Gene Ontology annotation, cellular component: membrane.
UGGACAUCAACUGGCUUUUUGUUCCUUUUGGCUUUUAAGAAUUGUUUCUUUAGAUUUAUAUCCACAUCUUUUCCGUGAACAGUUGCAGAACUGCGUGAGCACCCCUUUAAGCCCAAAUAUAUGUGUGUUAUGGAUGUCUUACAAACCAAGCAACAACAACAAAGAACUGAACGCGCUGAAACUGCGUAAACACUUGUUAUUGAUCUCUGUGCGCUUUCCUCAAGAUGAACAUUAGAUGAUGGUUUUUAAUCUUAUGUGGUUCUGGUGCUUGUAUUAUUCAGAAAUCUUUGCAAUUCUUUGGGUGAGUUUGACUUUGCACGUGAGCACUGUAUUGUGAUGGGGGUGUGAUUGAGACUUCAUUUUCUAAAGAUCGGAAAUGAAUUUCGAUCAGCUGUUAGCCACAAUCGGUGGCUUCGGGAGAUACCAGAAGCUUCUGUAUGUGUGGAUAUGUCUACCGCAGAUCUUUCUCGCAUUCCACAUGAUGGCGAGCGUCUUCACGGGCGCCACACCGCCGCACCAUUGUCGGGGUUCAAAGCUCGAGGACUGGUCACUCACCGGCAGCAAUCGUUCAAAUGUGAACCUGAGCAUCUCCCUCCUGCCUGGGCAUGCGGACUCGUGCACCGUCAUUUCAGGAGAGAACCAAAGUUCAAGUUCAAGUUGUGAGACAGGAUGGGUGUAUAGCCACGACAUCUUCGAGAGCACCACUGUCACUGAGUGGGAUCUGGUGUGUGACAAGGCAGGUCUAAGCAGUCUGGGUUCCUCUGUCUAUAUGCUGGGACUACUUGUGGGAGCUAUUGUGUUUGGAGCUAUGGCAGACAGGUAUGGGAGGAGGUUUGCCAUGCUUUUGUCUUUAGCCCUUCAGACAGUGUUUGGUGUGGCUGCUGCCUUCGCUCCAAACUUCCCUGUUUAUGUCACCCUACGCUUCAUCAUAGGAACUUCAGUCUCGGGCGUAAUAAUCAAUGCUUUUGUGUUAGGCACAGAAUGGACAUGCACACAGAGACGAAUGCUGGCAGGCAUCUUCACCGACUACUUCUUUGGUUUUGGCUACAUGUUGCUGGCGGGUGUGGCCUAUCUAAUCAGAGACUGGAGAAAGCUGCAGCUCGCAAUUUCUGCACCAGGCUUUCUCUUCAUAUUCUAUAUCUGGGUUCUUCCACAUUCAGCCCGUUGGCUUUUGGUGAAUAACAGGAAAGAGGAGGCAAUUGUUCUUCUGCGUAAGGCAGCUGUGGUCAAUGGACGCACCUUACCUCCAACUAUUCAGGUGGAGCGACAUGAGGUCCCACAAGGGCGGAGUCAAUACACUGCUGUUGACCUGCUUAGAACUCCACAGAUGAGGAAGAGGGCCCUCAUACUCUUCUACAUCUGGUUUGUUAAUGUGUUGGUGUAUUAUGGGCUGUCUCUGGGUGUGUCUGACCUAGGGGCAGAUCUUUACCUUACUCAGUUCAUGUUUGGAUUGGUGGAAAUUCCUGCAAGGUCGCUGGUGUUGGUCCUCCUGCCCUGCAGUCGGAGAAUCCCACAGAGUGUGUUCCUCGCUGUAGGAGGUGGAGCAUGUCUACUCACUCUCACUGUUCCUGCAGACAAUGCUCAAAUUCGGGCUGCUUUGGCCAUGGUGGGAAAAUUUGGAAUUACAGCAUCUUUUGCCAUCAUCUAUAUUUAUUCUGCAGAACUCUUCCCAACUGUUCUCAGGCAGACAGGUAUUGGUGUGUCUUCUAUGUUUGCAAGGAUGGGUGGAGUUUUAGCUCCGCUAAUAAAUCUGCUUGGACGCCAUGCACCUGUUGUGCCCAUGGUGAUAUUUGGCUCCACCCCUCUGCUCGCUGCAGUGCUCGCCCUGGCAUUGCCUGAGACAGUCAAUCAACCACUACCAGACAGCAUUUAUGAUGCAGAGAAGUCUACUCCUUUGAAAUAUGAUGGACAAAUUCCAGUACAUACCAGCCAAUCAGCAAGCAGUACAGAAGGGCAGGAAUUGCAGAGUUUAGCAGAUGAGUCCAGAUAGAAAUAAAUGAUCACAUAAAAUGCAUACACACAAAUACACAAAAACACUAUGCAGACUCCCUUUCAAGAGCUGUUAGAUUAUCAGUUCUGCUGAUGAACGAUGCAACUUGCAAUUGGCUCGGAUUUGUUCAGGUUUUGAUACAAAACAACAAUGCCUCUUUUGUGCCAAUUUCACACAUAUUUGAACUUUUUCUAAAUAUUUUUAAAAUGACUUCGGCUGUAGGUUGAAGAUUUUACUGAUUUGCAUCGGGACUAGCAGUUUUGAUAUAAACUAAAGUCUAAAGUUUUAAAUAAUGCAUGACAGUGGGUCAGAACACAAUGUGAUUGGUGCAUCGCUUCUCUCUAUGCAACCACUUUAUUUAUCGGGCCUCUCUACGCAAAAUAAAGAGAGAUACCCCAAACAUACCUACACAUGUGGAGAACAUUUGUGAAUGAGAAAGCAGAAAAUAAUACUGUAUUUAUUUUUACCUUAUGGCUUUCAUCUACACCAAUUAAUUCAAAUGACCAGUAUGUAAAAAAAAAAUUUUUUUAAACUCUGCAUACACAUUACAUACAUGACUUUCCCUGAUAUACAGUACAUAUGUCUCCAUAUAUCUCCGCUUCACAGAGAUUGAAAUCAAACACACAACCAUAUACUUACACAUCGGUCUUCCUAUUUAAGUAACCAUCAACUUGAAGUUAAAUAUGCAAAAGUUAAUUCAGCAGAACUGCAUCUGUAAACCUCAUCAUAUCACUAAGCACAUAUAAUAUCACUUCACUAUAAAUUAACUGUAUACAGUAUGUGAUGAUUCUGUUGCUUAUCCAGGUACUGAUGUAUUUACUGAUUAUUUGAACUGUAGUGUGCUCUAAUGAAGCGUGUAGUCUGUUCCAUACAGUGUCUUUUUGUGUAUCAUCUUUAGAAUUUUUCAUUAGAAAUUUAAUAGCAGGAUGCCAACCUUCUUCACAGUACUCCAAACAAAUUGAAUGGUUUAAGAUGUUUAAGAUGAACCUAUAGACUUGGGAGUUUAUGAUUUACAGUUGUCCAAAUGACCUUGCUAACAAUACUGCUAACAAUACUGAGCAUUAAGCAUGAGACAACAUUUGAGAGUUUGGUCUAUUGGGGAACUAAUCAGUGCCUUCUGUGUAGAUUUUGAAGUAUACCUCCACUGUUUAAGAAAUACCACAGAUUUUUCUUGUGGGGGGAAAUUUUCUUUUAGUUUUGCUUGAGAAGCCCAAAGCUUCUGCCUGGCUGAAAUUACUUUAAUAGCAUGUGUGUAUACUGAAUAAUCUUAGUUAGGUAGUUACAGAGAAAAAUAUCAAAGAGUUUAGUGCUGAUUUAACUGCUGUCUAUAUGACUGCAAUUGUUUUUCAUAUUGUUUUAGUAAAGAAAACGUCAUACGCACAAUAGAAAAAUUUUAAGGUUUAAAGCAAUGCGCUGGGUUAAACUCAAGUUGAGCUCUAUCAAUCACAUCAGUUGUGACAUGCUGUCAAUUACCAAAGAAAUAAUUUCAAAUUGUCCCUUAGUUUGUCAAAACAAACAAAAAUCACUUUUAUAGUAAUACACUUACUAUGGUAGCCUAUGGGGCAAGGCAUUGUGAAGGAAUAAAUGUCAAAAUACAGUGUUUUGCAAGUAUACCUCAAACUUUAUACAGGUUAACAAGAGACCAAUGUGUGAUAAAAUUACUCCGGUUAUGACUAUGUAACAAAAAUACCAGUAAGAGAUGUGACAUAACCUUUUCCAAAGUACUGUUUACGUGGAGGAAUCUCCAACCACAGGAAUUACAUUAGUAACACAGAACCAUAACAGUAGCCCACCACUAAAUGCAUGAUGUAGACAACUUACAUAGGUUGCUACAGCUCAAAUAACACACAUUUGACUGAGAGACAAGCCAAAAUUAUGUUUUGUGGUAAUCAACAGCAUGCCACAGAUGCUGAUGAUAGAUUUGAACUUAAUUCUUUUUAUGGAUUGUGGCACUAAUGUUCUAUGGGUUUAUGAUUUUGAUUGAAACAAUGACACAUACACGAUGAUGGUCGUAGUUCUGGACCCAUGGAUUGUCCAGCCUUAGCCACACACUGCCAAAUGAUAAAGUCUAGUUUUUGCAUUCGUAUCCUGACAUUGACUUUUCAAAAUAGGAAAAUGUAGUUUUACUUCAUGAAAAUAUUUGAGAGAAAAGAACGAUUUUAUUAUGCAAUUUGUCUUUAAAAAAAAAAAAAAUACACUCUGUAUUUUACUUUGGGUACACUCAUUUGCUGAUUUCUCAGAGUUUGGCAACUAUAUUUAGCCAGGGGAUCAGAUCUUAACCAAAAUGUUUCUAUGUUAGUGCAUGAUUAUUACAUUUAAAUGCUCUUUCUCUGUGAUGUUAAUUCAUUUGGAAGUGGGACAGCCUGGUACUCCUGUGAAGGGCACUGUAUUAGAAUAUGACAAAAUGGAAAGAGGCUCUUCCAACAGAGCAAAACCACCCUUUAGAAAGUCUUCUGGAUUGUUACCACAACCAUGAAGAUAACAUGAGUAUGACUUUUACUUGGGUCAAAUGAAACUCAUAUAUAUGCCAGCUAAAUGCUGACCACUGCCUGUGAGCAAGUAUAUGCGUGUUUGUUUCUGUAUUGAGGUUUGUGUGCUACGCCGCAUGAUGGAAUGUCCUAACGUGAUUUUAAAAAGAACAUUUUGUUGUUAUUAUUAUCAAAGUUUUCCAUUUAUUGACAUUACAACUGAA